AGAAACUCAGAGAAGCCCUCUGCUCCCCGACUUUCAAGUUUUCCAGACCACACCUAUGCCGAAGGGAGCGAAAUUGAUGGACGAGAUGGAUUUAGAAGCAGGAUCCAAUUGGAAACACCAAUAACAACUGCAAGCUUCUUGGAGGCAAGAAUCAGGUCUACUAAGUCUCUCUCUCUCUCAAGCCCUAAGAAGAGUGUUCUGCACUAGAAGUCCAAUCUUCUCCUGGGGCUUUGGAGAGAUUCCCUCCCAGAUCAUCACCAGGAACAAUAUGGAGGAGUGCGAGAUUUGCUGCAUCUGCCUACAACUCCUCGGAAGCUGCGUCUCUGUUCUCUGUGAAAGCAACCUCUGUUGCACCUGCUUCACUGCUUGCUAUGCCCUGGGGAGCCUGGUCACCGAACAGUUGGGAAAGUGCUGCUGCCCCAAGGGCCGGAGGCCGUGCCAGCAGGACCAAUCUAUGCCGGACAGUCAACUCCAAAGUCCGACCGGGGAGGUGAUGUCCCACCAGCUGGAGCCGCUGAUGCUUUCCCAGGAGGAAAAGGUCAGGGGCACUGGAGAGUUCCCCUGAUGGGCAGAGGCACUGGGCCUCUGACUCCAAUUCCCAGGGUCUCAUGCCAGGACAGGGAGGUCAAAGGGGUGAAUGGGAAAUUCUGGGUGGGGUCUCUAAAGGGAAGACUUCUGGGUCUGCUCCAAGGGAAUAGGGAGAGAGUGGGGAUCCAGGGCUGAGAAGGGUUGAUUAGGGAAACCAGGCCAUUGGGGGAAAUGGCCCUUGCUCUUCCCAUCUCAGGAUGACUCUGAGAUGGAGCCCAGGGCACUGCAGCUGGUGAAGUGCUGCCCCUCAGAGAGCCCCAUCCUGGACAUUCCCUCUCUGAAUUACUGCUUGAGGAACUCCAAGGUUGGGGACACCCCUGUCUGCCUUAUCACCAUCCUGGGGGAGCAGCGCACAGGGAAGUCCUUCCUUCUCAACCAGAUGCUCCUGGCACUCAAGGCGAUGGAAUCUGGCCAGGACAGCUGGAGGCCACAAGGAGGGGAAGACCUACAGGGCUUCGAGUGGGGUGGGGGAAGUGACGCCAUCACAAGGGGUGUGUGGAUAUGGAGUCACCCAUUCCUGCUGGAGAAGAAAGGGGAGAAGGUGGCUGUGUUCCUGCUGGACACCGAGGGAUUCAUGGCCCCGGACCAAAGCAAGGAGAACACUGUCAAGCUGUUGGCUCUCACCACGCUACUUAGCUCUCACCAGAUCCUCAGUGUCUCCAAAAGGCUGAAAGAGCCAGAUCUGGAGUAUCUCGAGAUGUUUCUCCAUGUUGCUGAGACAAUUGGAAAGCACUGUGAGAUGGAAGCAGUUCAGGUGAGAUGCUCCCCACCUCCUCUGGCUGCCAUCUUCCACGACCCUUCCCCACCAUCACCAAUUAGGUGCUCUGCCCCCUCACAGUUCCCUCUUCUCCCCCUAGCACUUAGAUCUCUUAAGGGAAAAGGGGAGGUCACCCUAGUGGCGAGGAGGAUGCAUCGUAUACACUGUCCAUCCAUUCCAUCUCUCCAGAAAGAGUUUUACAGACACCCCAAAGUCCAGGAGACACUACGAGGAAGCCAGACCCGUUAUUAUCUCCUGCCCUUCCCGGGGAAGAAGAUGAUGACCAAAGUUGGGGGAAACACUGCUGGUAACACCCUCCCAGGGCCCAGAUGCCAUGACAUCCUGACCCAAACCCUAAUCCACCCCCCGACCCCACCAUUCUCCAAUCCCACCCCGUUUCCCCGACCAGAUCCCAUUUUCCCCUCAGAAACCAGCACACCCCGCCUCAGGAGAACCCCGCUCUCUCAGCCAGGACCCGGUCUGGCUAUCCAGGUGUUCACAUGUCUCUCUCCCCCAGACAUGGAUGCUGAAUUCUGCAGUUAUCUGGAGACCUACGUCACGGAUGUGCUGGCCUCAGCUAUCCAUCACACGAAAAGAAGCCAGAAAGGCCUGCUCACUGGAAGCCAGUUAGCUACUGUGAUUGAGGAACUCUACAACUUAAUGAAGCAUGAGAAGUCUGGGUUCUCCUCCCCUGAUGAGAUGGCCACUUAUCUCCACAAGUGGAAGCUGCAAAAGGACAAGAAUGAGAAAUUUAAGGAAGUUUUGGAGGAGGAGAAUGAGAUCACCAAGCCACUAUUCUCCGCCUUCCAUGUCAGUCAAAACAACACGCAGGGACUUCUAGCCGAAGAAAAGGAUUGUUUCUCGGACUCCUGCUCUGAGGCCUACAGAGGACAGGACCAAAGCCGGGCCACGGAGACCUUGAAGGAGGCCUUCCGGGCCGAGGAGGCAUUCUCGUCAGACUAUUGCAAACAUUUCUGUGGGCUCACGGCUGCCGGGGACAAAGUUGCGGGGACUGGGGUGUUGACUCCAGUAGGAGGGGAGGUGGGACCUGACACAGCAACAGCUGUUAUGGCAGCAGAGGCAACUGAGCUGCUGGCUGCAGAGACUGGGGUGAGGAUUGUGGUGGGGGUUGAGGAGGGCCACAGCAAUGGGAAGGCGGUGCAGAAGAGUGAAGAGGAUACGGCACCUCUUCUCCAAGGUGAGAAAUGAGCUCUGGAAAUCAGCCACCAGAGAACGCUGGGAGCCUGGAGGUAGGUGAGAAGCUUGACCUCAAAU
Ornithorhynchus anatinus (platypus) is the source of this 2620-nucleotide messenger RNA. RefSeq names its product RING finger protein 112-like. The transcript has 12 exons. Lineage: Eukaryota; Metazoa; Chordata; Mammalia; Monotremata; Ornithorhynchidae. Bases 797 to 2554 code for a protein of 585 amino acids. The record is from RefSeq and is a predicted model, not a curated record. Gene Ontology annotation, biological process: endoplasmic reticulum organization; protein homooligomerization. Gene Ontology annotation, molecular function: GTPase activity; GTP binding.